This is a messenger RNA of Geodia barretti, 2437 nucleotides long. Lineage: Eukaryota; Metazoa; Porifera; Demospongiae; Tetractinellida; Geodiidae. The record is from the annotation of a GenBank genome assembly.
CAGUACUGGGAGUCAUGGGGUGUGUGGUGUCCAUCUGUGCUAGUAUGUAUUUUGAACACUCUUUUCCUCUGCUAGAGCUGUAAGUAGGCAAUACGUUUUCAGAAGCUGCCCAGAAAGGUGUGUUGUUAUUACUAGCAACAGGAAGAACUUUGCAAACUUCGUUACAUCUUGAUCAUAUUCACAUCAUUCUGCAAGUCUCCCAAGAGUGUGAUGUACAUUCACUUAUCCCCAGUAGUAUCUCUGAGGCAACAGACUGCCCACCUCAACAGAGCUUCUCCCCUGAGACGCGACUCGCCCACGCGAUUGGCCCCAGUGACGCUUUUAGAGCCUUUUGAGUAUUUCCGUUGUCCGUCUUCUACCGGAUAUCGGCUAGCCACGGUUUGAGUUAUGCAAACCAGGCCGGCUGGCCCGGCGCCGCUUCGCGCACCUAUAAAAACCCGAAUUUGCGCGGAGGACGGGAAAGUUUUGCGAAGUUGCUUGAGCAGCACUUGGUAUAUAGUGUUUUCUUCGAAUAUUAUGGCCCUUACCCUGAAGGACUAUCUGGACAGACCUUUGGACGAUUACUGCAGCGAGAUACUGUCGGAGUGGCACAACAACUGCAUCAACCAGACGAGCUUCGAUAUCCCAAUUGCAAUCCUGGAGCGACCGGCAGAGUCGACAGCUGAGCCAAGCCCAACCUACCAGACCACAGGACCGUUCCCAGACUCCGCGGAGAGCAGGGCAGUCGCUGGCAGCACCGUCAAGUUCCUGCACCAGACCCAACUACCAGCUAUUCCCUCCCAGUGGACAGAAGACCAGGUGUGUCAGUGGGCAGAGUGGGCAGCCAAGGAAUUCCAGAUCUCCUCACUCAAUCUCCAGAGUUUUCGAGGUCUCUCAGGCCAGCAGCUCAGCUCUCUCUCCCUCUCAGAGCUGGACUCCAGGACGUCAGCCGAGUACGGUAGCACCCUCUACUAUUUCCUCCAGACCCUCAAAUCUCUCAGCUCUGGUCCUCCUCCAGACUUCAGCACUGGUGUGUCUGGUGGCAAUUUCCACAACUUUGAGCUUCCGUUUGAGCCGGUUCCACCCAUCAUGAGCGAAGGCAGCCUCUCCAGCCCUGCCCAGGCUCCCACCAUAGCCAUCCACAACCCCAUGAUGCCAAUGAUGGACGACUUCACCGCGCAUUGCAUGGCACACGCCAUGCACCACAACGCACCCAACCAGCUCCUCCUCCCUCCUCCUCCCUACACCCACCGGCCAGCCAGCCCCCACUCCGACACUCCAUACUCUUCCCCCACCAGCUCCCCUCUCCACUCCCCUUACCUUUCCCCCUGCCCCUCGCCUGGGGCCUCCCCCUGCCCCUCCCCCACCCCACAGCUCCGCGCUCCCUCUGCCCCUACUUCUGGCUCGGGUCCGAUACAGCUGUGGCAGUUUCUACUGGAGCUUCUCACGGAUCGCGAGUGUCAGAACUGCAUCUCGUGGACCGGACGAGAGUGGGAGUUCAAGCUCAUCGACCCCGAGGAGGUGGCGCGGCGGUGGGGCUCCCGCAAGAAUAAGCCCAAGAUGAACUACGAGAAACUGAGUCGGGGCCUCCGCUACUACUACGACAAGAACAUCAUCCACAAGGUCCCAGGGAAACGCUAUGUCUACCGCUUCGUGUGCGACCUCGAGUCGAUGCUUGGCAUGUCGUUUGCCGAACUGCAGGGCCAGUUGAAGAGUGACCAACGCGGCGGGCACCAGGAGCUCCCCAAACCCAUCAAGAUCGAGAAACAGCAGCACUCGUCUGGAAUGUGCUCGCUGGGUGGAGGAAUGCCCACAAUGUACGGACCCCCGUCACCCAAUUUCAGCGUUGAUCUGCGCAACCUUCAUCUGAACUCGAGCCCCAUCCCGUCUCCCCAGCCCUCCCCCUACUCCACCUCUCCAGCUCUGUCUAGCUCCCCCGUCAACAUGCACCUGAUGGGCAGUUUUCCUCCCUCUGACUUCAUGAACUAGCCAGCCCUUAGCCCUCUUGGCUUGCCAGCCCCACCGUUCUAACCACUGACUACCUGUAUAUAUUAUGUACUGGCCUCUGUUGUGUCUUCGCUGUGUAUUACACCACCCUUCUGUACUAUUGCUCCCUCAAAGCACUUCACUCACACCUACCACCUUGGUUCGGCUGUAUAUUGCUACUUUUGCUCUAAUGUUAUGUGUGAUUCACCUGCUUUAUAUAUAGUGUAAUGUUAUGAUCAUUUUUUUAAAGAGUAAUGGCUAGGGAAUUUUUUUAGUUUUUCUUCACAGCAAAAAGACAAUGAUUUACACUACGCAUUCAUCUCUCUCGUGUAAUGAUGCUAUCAUAAUCUAUUACAUCACCUUUACAACAUUCAUCUCUGCAACUGUGUACACAUGUAUAAUGUUGACCUAUAUAUUUUUCUACCAAUGAAAGUGCGGGGUGCUAUAUACGGGUGGACUUUGUAUUAGACCG